Adineta steineri is the source of this 1140-nucleotide messenger RNA. Lineage: Eukaryota; Metazoa; Rotifera; Eurotatoria; Adinetida; Adinetidae. The record is from the annotation of a GenBank genome assembly.
AUGGGUCUUGCACUUGGUAAAUUGAUGGACAAAGAAUUACAAGCCGUUAUUCCAGAAUAUUAUGCAUAUUUGGAGAAAAAUAUUGAAUAUAUUUUAAAAAAGGUUCCACCAUUUUUUCAAAAACUGAUUACUGAGCAUGGUUUACCAAGUGCUCUUGAUCUUACUUAUGAUAUGACGCGUCUUUACACUCCACCUUGGUUCGAUGAAGAACUUCAAGGUCUUGCUGCUGGUAGUGGUGUACCUUAUACUAUGCUUCGUCAAUUGAAUUUACUUCCAGAAUUACUCCAAGCGUCUUGUACCGUUUUGGGAGCAUGGGGUGAAUCAACUGUAGCAUCAACUUUACUUCAUCUACGAGCACUUGAUUGGGAUGAUAAAGCUCCACUCGCUAAAUAUGCUACAGUAACUGUCUAUCAUCCAAAUGCAUCAUAUGAAGGUUAUACAGAAAAUUUUCAUAAAUAUUAUAGACAAGAAAAUUAUAAAUCACAUGCUUUUGCUAAUUUUGGUUAUCUUGGUCUUAUCGGAUCACUUAGUGCAUACAGUGAAGCUUCAAUUGGAUUAGGUGAAAAAGUAUGGAUAACUGAAGACAAAGAUAUUGCAACACGAUUUGGAAAUCCAUGGACAUAUGUUCUUCGAGAUGUUGUCCAAUUUGCUGAUUCUAUUGAUACAGCGUUAACUAUGCUCGUAAAUGCACAUCGAACAUGUUCCAUUCAUCUUGGUCUUGGCUCAUACGAACGUAAUGCAUCAGUUCAUAGUGAUGAAAAUGUUGGAUUUCGUGGAAUUGAAUAUAGUGCAAAAGAAUUUAAUGUUUUUAAUUGGGAGGAUAUGUAUGUUAGACCACAUCAUCCAAUAUUAAAAGAUGUUAUUUAUUGGGACAAACAUGUUCAACCGUCAAAUUUUCCAUGUUUAGGUAGUUUAUUAGUUGAUCAUUAUGGUCAUCUUGAUGCGCCAACUAUCAUUCGAAAUAUUACUAGUCUUGCAGAAACUGGUAAUGCACUCAACUUAAUACUUGAUUAUGGUGAAAAUGCUGCUUAUCUUGCCUACAGUGCACCUGAUGAUCCACAAGGACCAUUGGAAGCUUAUAAUCGAGUUCAUACAAGACUUGACAUGACUAAAUUAUUUGCUGAACCGGCACCAAAAUAG